Molecule: messenger RNA, 1842 nt
Organism: Bombus terrestris (buff-tailed bumblebee)
Lineage: Eukaryota; Metazoa; Arthropoda; Insecta; Hymenoptera; Apidae
Gene: Pex16
Product: peroxisomal membrane protein PEX16
Exons: 5
Coding region: 184-1194 (336 amino acids)
Biological process (GO): peroxisome organization
Cellular component (GO): peroxisomal membrane
Source: RefSeq, a predicted model, not a curated record
UAUCACAACUGAUAGAAAACAAAAUUAAAAACAAAUUUUCUUUUUUGCCCGAUCUAUCGGAAGAGACCAAUGAUUUUUGUCUUGUACUAUAUAUAGUGCAUAAAAUAUAGUAUAUUAAUAUUGGAAGGUUAAUUAUUAUUGAUCACACAGAUCAUAUUUUAUUAGAUUGUUUAACAGAUCAAAAUGGUGUUGAGCAAUGUAAAUUCUUCCGUGUUGAAAAUCAUCGAACCAUAUAGAAAAUGGGUUAUAGAAAAUCCACAAUUGUUAUCUGAGAUUGAAAAUACGGUCCAUUGCUUACCUUACUUCACGGCUGGUCAUUUUAAUAAUUCCGCCUUUUGGUCGGAGUUAUUAUACUCAGCUUCGAAUUUGAUAGUAUUUUUCAAUGAUUUGUUAAUGUGCAGCGGAAAAUGCGUUCAUUUACAGUUUCCUCAGUUCGAAUCAAAAAUUAAAAUUUGGUUGACUGUGGUAGAAUACACGGAGGCUCUUUUCGAGAUUACUGCAAAAAAGUUAUGUGGCCAAACUGGAAGAUGGUUUAUGAUCACUAUGGUCCAAAUAUUUAAGACUGUGUUAAGACUUCUACUGAUUCAUCUGUAUAAGGAACGUAUAAUAAAAAGCCCCCCAAUACAACCACUAAACAGAGAAAAGCUAAACAACUCACAUGAUGAAAAAUUACACGAAGGAUUCAGAUUGAAACGGUCUGGCACUAUUGUUAGGAGUAUAAGAAAUAUCAAGCAAUCACACAUGCGUACUUGGGAACCAUUGUCUUCUAAUGUUCACAAUAGUGAUAACUUCAAUAGACCUUCAGUAUCACAAAAAGAUUUAAUAUUAGCUGAGACUCUUUAUAUUUUGAAACCACUUUUUCAUUUGGCAUGUAUAUCUUUCACUGGAGAAAAACAUUGGCCACCAUGGUUGUUAUCAUUUGCUAUUGAUUUACUCAGUUUAAAUAUAGCUAAUAAAAGGACAAAAAGUAUAUCAUUUAGCAAAGAAGAAGAGAAAGAAUUCUUCAGGCGAAGACUUGCUCUGCUCCUUUACAUAUUAAAGUCUCCAUUUUAUGAUAAGUAUAGCUGCAUUAGAAUAUAUGCGAUUCUAACUGCACUUUCCAAUAGAGUACCUUUAGCAAAAUUUUUAACAGAGCCAAUAAAAAAAUACUUGCCACAUUGGCAAAAUACAUAUUUUUACAUGUGGUCAAGUUAGUUUAUGGAGUUAUUAAAUGUUUAAGAGAGUUAUUGAUACAUCUUAUUUUGGGGGGAAUAGGGAUUAUAAAAGGGGUAAGGAUAAUUUCAAAUUUAAAAAAAGGAUAUUUUUAGCAUAAAUUUGAAAUGACCGAUUUUUGUCAUAAAUUAUAUAAGUGUUGCCAAAUUUUUAUUUAUUAUAGGUAAGGAUAAAUUAGCUCUACAAUUUACUGAAGCACUUAACAAUUCAUAGAUAUAUUAUUAAUAUAUUUUACAUUUGAUAGAAAAAUUAGAAAUAUUGUUUUAAUUCUAUAGCAAAAUUGAGAGCCACCAUUCCAUUUUUGCAAAUGCUGUGUUUUAAUCAAAAUUAGGUUGAAUAUUUUUAUAAUAUUUGUAGAUAUAUUCUGCUUAAAUAUGCGUGAGUACAAUAUUUUUGUAAUUCGUUUCCACCAAACACACAAAUAAAAAUAUGUAAAUGUACACGUUUAUUAUUUUUUAUAAAUAGUAAAAUCUAAAUACAGAUUUCUUAACGAAUACGGGAUCUCCUAUGUGUAAAUAUAGAAAAUUGAAAUUUUUUAUGUUACAUAUGUAGAACGAAACAUAUAGCUGUAUAUAUAAGAUGAAAACAAAUGUAAACAGGAUGAAUGAAUAUAUAAACGAUUAAAAGAGA